Manis javanica (Malayan pangolin) is the source of this 2986-nucleotide messenger RNA. It is a transcript of the gene RAP2C, whose product is annotated as RAP2C, member of RAS oncogene family. Gene Ontology annotation, biological process: Rap protein signal transduction. Gene Ontology annotation, cellular component: membrane. The record is from RefSeq and is a predicted model, not a curated record. Lineage: Eukaryota; Metazoa; Chordata; Mammalia; Pholidota; Manidae. Gene Ontology annotation, molecular function: GTPase activity; GTP binding.
CUUCCGGGUGUGCGCUGGGGGGGGGUGGGGGGUGGGUGAGAAAUAAAAGAGGUGAGUUCGCCUGGAGUGGCCUCCGCCGCAGCCGGACGGCCCCCGCCCCUCUCCCCUGUGCGAUCAGCGGCGCUGGGGCGGCGGAGAGACCGAGGAGCCGGGCGCUGGCCAUGGCCUUGGCGUGACAGAUCCUCCCGGGCGGCCGGGCGGGUGCGGACGGCAGGGCCGGACGACGCCCGCAGAAGCCGCGGCCCAGAGACCCGCCCGGAGGCAGUGACUGGAGCGGAGCCCCACAGGCCGGGCCGGCUCAGCGGCGCGAGCAGGAAGCGGGGUCUCUGGGCCCCUUUGUGUGCAGGGCGGGGGAGGAGUGCCAGGCAGCCCCGGGCUGCGGGCUCCUCCGACGCGCGCAGGGGCCCCGAUUCCGCGGCCCCAACCCCGGCCCUCCGGGGGGCGCGUCGCAUCUCCCCGCCCUCGCCGGGCUUCUCCGGGCUCGCUCUCCUCCCCACGCCCCUUGCCGGGGCUUCGGUUCCUAUAGGAAGGGCAUUACCAUCCCUUCCCCACCCACUCGACACUUCGCUCUUUCCCCUCCCCCUCCUUUAACUUCCUCUUCUUCCCCCGUCUGGCCCUCUGCUUCUCCGCACUCUCCUCUCCAGUUCGCCGAUUUCCGCCCACCUUCCGCCUCCCCGAGCGCGCUGCAGCGAGCGGGGCGUUAUUUUCCCUCCCUCUAGUAGGAGUUGGUGAAGGUGAGACUCAUGAGGGAAUACAAGGUAGUGGUGUUAGGGAGCGGAGGGGUUGGCAAAUCUGCCCUUACUGUGCAGUUUGUCACUGGGACUUUCAUUGAGAAAUAUGACCCCACCAUUGAAGAUUUCUACCGCAAAGAGAUCGAAGUGGACUCUUCCCCCUCCGUGCUGGAAAUUUUGGACACCGCAGGAACUGAGCAGUUUGCCUCCAUGAGAGAUCUCUACAUCAAAAACGGCCAAGGUUUCAUCCUGGUUUAUAGUCUGGUUAAUCAACAGUCUUUUCAGGAUAUCAAGCCAAUGAGAGAUCAGAUUGUCAGAGUGAAGAGAUAUGAAAAAGUCCCACUAAUCCUAGUAGGAAAUAAAGUGGAUCUGGAACCAGAAAGAGAGGUUAUGUCUUCAGAAGGCAGAGCUCUGGCUCAAGAAUGGGGCUGUCCUUUCAUGGAGACGUCAGCAAAAAGUAAAUCAAUGGUGGAUGAACUUUUUGCUGAGAUCGUCAGGCAAAUGAACUAUUCAUCCCUGCCGGAGAAGCAAGACCAGUGUUGUACAACUUGCGUUGUCCAGUAAAAAAGAACCUCAAUCAUGGCCAUACCGAGCAGAUAAAACUCAGAGGAAAUUUGCACAGAUGCUGCUUUGGAGAACUUUACAACCUGGGUUGCAGAACUGAGCCUUGGUAAACCUGUCUCUAUUACAGCAUGUUGCCAUACAUCUUAUUAAGUGCAUAAGGUCUUUGGCCUUCAAGAUCCAUCGACCUUAAACAGGAAUGCUUAGCACGUUUACCAUAUGUUUAAAAUCUGUUCUUUAUCAGUCAGUCUUUUGUAGCUUUCUAAGUUCUUUUUGACGGCUAAUAUGCAAGAAUUAGUUUUUAAUAUUUUGAUUGCUUUCUUUAAUCAGUUUCUCAACUUGUAUUUAUUAAAUACUCAAACUCAGUAUUACCUACUCAAUGCCUUUUAAGAGAAAGUUAUAAUGGAGAAAAAAAUUGAGCCUUAAACAAAUGGUUACUUCUGUAUAUUACCUCGCACCAGUGCUUCAUUCUAUUUGUAAAAUCUUUCUUCUUUAAAUGGUUGGUUAAUAGUUUCAGACUUCGUUUACGUGUGGCAGUGUUGUAAAAAGAAACUAAAGAUCACAAUUUACCUUUAUGGUUGGAAUAUCCCUUUUCUUCAAGUGCAGUUUGUGAUGUGUUUUUGUAAUUAACUGCUCUGAAAGUUAAAAUUGAUAUUUGAAAUUGACUGUAGAGCAUUUAGCGCAGGAGUUGAACAUUUGAUUCCAUUAGGUUUUCACAUGUGUUAAUCUCAUUUACAGCAUAGAAUUGCAGCAGUAACAUUUUCCUUUCUGUGAAGUUCUAAAUUUAGUUAUGACCUACUUAGCAAUGCCUUUGAAAAGGGAUAUUGUAUCCAUGGUAAAUUAAUUGUAUACCUAAACAGAGAUAGCUCAGCUUUGCCUGGCAGGCUUGUAAUUGACAUCUAGUAGACUUCUGCACAUGUAAAAUUGAAUUCAAUAAAAUCAUAUAUACUUUCUAGCUCUUAAUAUUUGUCUUUCUGAGUAAUAGUUUAAAGCAAUAUUUGUUAAAGUUUUCUUGCACUAUCAAAUUGCUUUUUAGUUAUUUCUCAAGAAGCAUGUUCGUAGUAGAGACAAAAAUCUGUGUUAACAGGAGAGAGGAUAGCGCCGAGUCUCUGGGCUUUUUUUUUUUCCAAAUGUGCUUCUAAUAGCCAUUGCCUUCCGUGUUGUUUACCUAAUCAGCACAUUUUGUCUGAAUACUUGAACAUUUUAACAGUAACACAGGUAUAAAAACAGAAAGGAAACUUAUAAAGAGUAAUCUUCUGGUUCAGUUUUAACAACAUGACAACUAGCGCUUUUUCUAGCAGUGACUUUAAAAUUUUGUAAGUUUGACAGUAUUUUGUUAGGUUUGUAUUUGGUUUUAGUUGUGUGCUUUUAAUUUGCAGAAGUUAGUAACUGCAGCUCACCUACUGCACCAAAGUUCUCAAUUUUAGGAGCCCAGCUUUAGUCAUUUGAACAUGCUUCUAAAUAAAACAAAACAACCAAAACUAUACUUUUGAUCUAUAAUAAUAGCUCAAUAACUUUGUCAAGGAAAGCUCUAAUAUAUGCAGUGAUGGUUUAUGGAAGGGUGUGGCAAUUUUAAAUUUAUAUUGUGUGUGAUGUUCAAAUAAAGUGAUAUCUACAUUCAUGUGAUUUAUUGGUCAGCAUGACCAUUAAUUAUUGUGUAGAAAUUGAUUAAACUUUGAUUUCCUUUUUUUAAA